Humulus lupulus (European hop) is the source of this 651-nucleotide messenger RNA. RefSeq lists its product as uncharacterized. The transcript has a single exon. NCBI's taxonomy places the organism in Eukaryota, Viridiplantae, Streptophyta, Magnoliopsida, Rosales, Cannabaceae. The record is from RefSeq and is a predicted model, not a curated record. The coding region runs from base 1 to 651 and encodes 216 amino acids. Gene Ontology annotation, molecular function: nucleic acid binding; zinc ion binding.
AUGUCAAAGGAAGGCAACUACACUGUACUCACAAAAACAAUCAUGGAGGGUGCUAUAAUGAUGAAACUCCACAAGUUUCGUUGGGGACCAAGCCGGCCAGUCUAUGCAACUUUGGCUCAUGACCUUUUUGUCUGUGAAUGCCAAUAUUUUCUUACAUUUGGGAUACCAUGUAGGCAUAUGUUUGCCGCAAUGAAGCACCUAGACAUGGGACACAUGCCAAAGUCACUUAUUGUGACGCAGUGGACAAUUGAAGCUCAGUCGGGAGAGAUUUCAAUAUGGAAUGAUAGUUGUAUUCAUAGUGAUAAAACCACACUCCAAAAGGCUAGGUUUGGAGAAAUAAGUAAUCGAAUGAAUGAGGUUGCCUUCCUCGCGAGUAGGACCGACUAUGCACAUCGUAUGGUUACACUCGAAAUUGAUCGAAUUUGUGCAACAUUGAAAGAAGCUUUAGUGAUUGGUGGAGAUAGUUGCACGUCCAACCUCCGUAUGCAUAGGGCUUCCCAGUUCAUUGUGCAAGACCCAAAAUUCACCAAAUCUAAGGGGACUGGGAAAAUAGCAGGAACAAGAAAUAGUGUCGGUAGGAAAUGUAGUUUAUGCAAAAAGGCUGGUCACAACAAGUUAACAUGCCCUAAAAGACUUAAGGGAAAGGAAUAG